Molecule: messenger RNA, 4199 nt
Organism: Oenanthe melanoleuca
Lineage: Eukaryota; Metazoa; Chordata; Aves; Passeriformes; Muscicapidae
Product: 6-phosphofructo-2-kinase/fructose-2,6-bisphosphatase 4
Exons: 14
Coding region: 87-1511 (474 amino acids)
Biological process (GO): fructose 2,6-bisphosphate metabolic process; fructose metabolic process
Cellular component (GO): cytosol
Molecular function (GO): 6-phosphofructo-2-kinase activity; fructose-2,6-bisphosphate 2-phosphatase activity; ATP binding
Source: RefSeq, a predicted model, not a curated record
CCGGGGGCCGGCCCUGCCCCGGGGGCGGCCCCGGCGCGCCCCGCCCGCCGGCGCGGCGCUGCGGUGGGAGCCGGGAGCGGCCGAGGAUGGCGGCGGCUCCGGCUCCGGCGGCGCGGGAGCUCACGCAGAACCCUCUGCAGAAGACGUGGGAGCCGUACGAUAACGGGCUGCCCGCGGGGCACAGCGCGCAGCGCGGCGUAUGUAUGACCAACUGCCCUACUCUGAUUGUCAUGGUGGGUCUCCCAGCAAGAGGAAAAACCUACAUCUCCAAGAAGCUGACACGCUACUUAAAUUGGAUUGGAGUGCCUACAAAAGAAUUUAAUGUUGGUCAGUAUCGGCGAGAUUUGGUGAAAAAGUAUAAAUCCUUUGAAUUCUUCCUGCCUGACAAUGAAGAAGGCUUGAAAAUCCGAAAGCAGUGUGCCUUAGCAGCGCUGAACGACGUCCGGCAGUACCUCAGUGAAGAGAACGGCCACGUGGCUGUCUUUGAUGCCACAAACACAACUCGAGAGCGGAGAGAAACUAUUUAUAAAUUUGGUGAAGAAAAUGGAUAUAAGACUUUUUUUGUGGAGUCUGUGUGUGUCGAUCCAGAGGUCAUUGCUGCAAACAUUGUGCAAGUAAAGCUGGGUAGUCCUGACUAUGUUGAUUGUAGUAAUGAUGAAGCAACAGAAGACUUCAUGAAAAGAAUAGAGUGCUACAAGAACUCAUAUGAGACCUUAGAUGAAACUCUGGACAAGGAUCUUUCUUACAUUAAAAUUAUGGAUGUUGGAAGGAGUUAUCUCGUGAACAGAGUGAUGGAUCACAUCCAGAGCCGGAUUGUCUACUACCUCAUGAAUAUCCAUGUGACUCCUCGGUCCAUCUACCUCUGCCGGCACGGAGAGAGCGAGCUCAAUCUGAAGGGCAGAAUAGGAGGAGAUCCUGGGCUGUCUGUCAGGGGCAAAGAAUUUGCCAAAAGCUUGGCACAGUUUAUUAACGAGCAAAAUAUCAAAGAUUUGAAAGUUUGGACCAGCCAGAUGAAAAGGACAAUUCAGACUGCUGAAGCCUUGGGAGUGCCUUAUGAGCAGUGGAAGGUUUUGAAUGAGAUAGAUGCAGGAGUAUGUGAAGAAAUGACAUAUGAAGAAAUACAGGAAAAUUAUCCGCUUGAAUUUGCACUGAGAGACCAAGACAAAUACAGAUACAGAUACCCUAAAGGGGAGUCCUAUGAAGAUCUUGUCCAGAGGCUGGAGCCAGUAAUUAUGGAACUCGAAAGGCAGGAAAAUGUGCUUGUCAUUUGUCACCAAGCUGUCAUGCGCUGUUUGCUUGCAUAUUUCCUUGACAAGCCUGCAGAACAACUGCCCUACCUGAAGUGCCCAUUGCAUACUGUCUUAAAGCUAACCCCAGUGGCUUAUGGAUGUAAAGUAGAAUCUAUAUUUCUGAAUGUUGAAGCUGUAAACACACACAGAGAUAAACCUGAGAAUGUAGGUGUGAAUAGAUCAAGAGAAGAAGCUUUGAGGACAGUCCCCACCCACCUAUAGCUGCAGCUCCCGGGGCAGCAGCCCUUCCUCCAGCAGCUCAGGGCCCGGCGGUGUCGGACGGGACGGGACAGGGUGGAGGCGCCUCCCCUGCCCUUCCAGACAUUCCCAAUGUGAUUCCGCUGCUUUGGACAAACCUGUGCUCGUGGAUAACUCAAAGGUAUCAGUAACAAGAUCGUGGGAAGCAGAGCAGAGUUGGUUUUAGAUUUUCCUUCUGUAAAUUUGUGCAGCUUCCGUGGGUUUUUACUGUUCGUCUGUGGAUCAUGCAAGGCGGUUAAUUGCCCGUGUUGAUUUUACUGUCAGAUUUUAACUAGAUUUUAUUUUCUUUUGUAAGUGUUUUUUCUAAGAGUUCUCUUAUUUUUACUGUGAAUGAUUGCCUAGAAUUACAUGGAGUUUUUUUGAUGGUGUAUUUAACAUGGGCAAAAUUCUACCUUUUGAGCACUGGAGACUUCAUGUUGCAAAGCUCCUUUAAAUGGGGGAGCCCAUCAGUUCUGAUAAUUGUUCUAUGUUUUAAAUUGAACAAUUCAAUUUAAAUUUAAUUGAACAAUUGAAUUGAAAUUUUGGUUUGUCAACCACAACUUUAAAUUUUCCUGCAGCUCACGAGGGAAAUGUUCCCUUUGGAAAAUUAAAGCAUUAAAUCUGGAUUUGGUACCUGUGAAAUUCUGCUGUUUUAGCAAGAUUUUAACACUUUCCAGAGACCAAGUGUAUUUUGGAGGGCAGUGGGGGGAUAUGAGUGUGAGUGACAGCUGGGGAAUGAAUCAAGAGAGAGAUGGAGAGAGACACAUCUUUUCUGCUGCAGAUAUGGGAGGGGAUGAGCAGCUUUUCUGAGUCUGAAGGGAGGGGAAAAGCUGCUUGCCUUGUUAGUGUUGUCAUUAUAUUUUUAGAGAAUUUUUGGAGUGAAUUUCAACAUAAGAGUAUCUGUUUCUCUUUUAUAGUCACAUUUAAUACGUACAUCAGGAAACAGUACAGAAAGGUUAGGUGAGUUUAACCAUCCUAACAGCUCAUGCAACAAAAACACCAGGUAAAUUCUGAAAUGAUUUUUAACAUGGCACACCUGCCUUAUAUUGUUUUUAAGCACCUUCCAUCAUCCCAAUUCUUCAUUGUUCUUUUAUGCCUAGUGAAACUCCAGUGCUAAAAAUGGAAUUUUCUGUGCCUGUCAAGGUCACAACCUUUUAACUGUACUAAAUCAAAGUGUAUUUUAUAUGUGUGUUGCCAGACAAUUGAAGUGAGCUGCCAGCACUGCUGCAGGCUCUAGCUCUGCAGUGAGAAGAACUGUUCUUUGGUAGCUGGCCUGUGUUUUUUCUCAAGAUUCUCUACAGUUAAUUGAGCUUUUACCAUGUAAGUUGUUGGAGUUGUUUUGUUUUUUUUCUUUCCUGAAUUCCUGUGUGAAAUACCAGGCCCUGGUAACAUAGUUUUGCAGGCAAGGGCUAAAUUGUCUUUUGUUUGUGCAGGGUUUAUAAAAGAAUGUGCUGCUGUUGUGAUUAAUUUUUUUUUUUAAUAAGCUAAAUUCAGCAAUAUAUUCAGCUCUGGAAGUAAGCCAUAGUGCAUUUCUGGGUUCUGUUUCAGAGGAGGAAUGACCAGGAACACUUGCUUCAAGCGCUGCUGUCUAAAGCUUUGUGUGUGUGUGUGUGUGUUAUGGUAAUGCCCAUUUCAGACCUUUAUUAAUUCAGCUGUGGCCCAUAGUUUUGUGGGGUGAGGAGAGAGCCUGCCUGGCACUGCUCAGAGGAGUGGAUUUAUUGAUGUGUGGUUAACAAGGCCACCUUUGUGGCACAACUGAAGGAGCAGUUUCCCCUCCCACUGUGGUGUGGGAAAGCUGGGCUGUGUCCCAGGCAGCCCUUGCUCCUCUGCUGGGACAGGAGGGGUGGUUAAACAGUUUUGACACUGAGAAUGCCAGCCUUUAUCUGUAAAAAUCCCAGGAGGCUGCAUUACAAACGUGGGAUUUUACUGGCAGAUUGUGAGCUCAGCCCUGGCUAAAGAAAUGUGGGCAGCAAUGUUUCCCCCAGUGAGAGCUGAGCCCAGGGUUGCUUCUCUUUGCUGGUGAGCACAGCUUGAAGUGUCUCCUCUUCCCCUUUGUUUUACCUCUCUGAUCUGUCAGAGGUGCUGUAACAUCCUCGAGGCUACAUGUUCUAUGUACAGUAGGUAUUUUUAUAGCCUGCUUUCAGAUAUACUGUGAUGAUUGUUUUACUACAAUGGAUGUUCAGUAAAAAAGAGUUGUAUACAAGUGUAAAUAAACUAUUGUGCUGAUACUUGAAGAGAAAAAAAAAAUGAAGUUGUUGGUUCUACGGUAGGAAGGUACUAAAUCAGUGACUGCAUCUGACCCUGGCUGGAGAGAGCAGGUGUAGAUGAUGAAUGUAGAUUUGAGCUGAAUGUAGAUUUGGAGUGAUGGGUGUAACCCUAACUGCUGUUCUGGGAAGGCACAGUUAAGAAUUGCAGUUAAUUGUCACUUUCUAAAAGUGUAUCCCCGACUCCUGACAGAACAGUCACUGGCAGGGGAGGGGAAAACCCUUGUCCUGACCUUCUGUGUUUGUACCAUUUGACUGCCUCUGUUCUGUGUGUGCCUGGCUCAGAUGCAGUCUCUCAAAUGGGAUUAAACUGUCCUUUCUUACAUCGUUGGCCUUUGUUGUGAUCUUUCAGACAAAUGUAAUCAUUUGACCUUUGAUCCAAGUAAUAAAGAUCAAAUGCUACAAGGUG